Molecule: messenger RNA, 2244 nt
Organism: Mesocricetus auratus (golden hamster)
Lineage: Eukaryota; Metazoa; Chordata; Mammalia; Rodentia; Cricetidae
Gene: Map6d1
Product: MAP6 domain containing 1
Exons: 3
Coding region: 19-594 (191 amino acids)
Biological process (GO): microtubule cytoskeleton organization; cytoskeleton-dependent intracellular transport; regulation of microtubule cytoskeleton organization
Cellular component (GO): microtubule; Golgi-associated vesicle; cis-Golgi network
Molecular function (GO): microtubule binding; calmodulin binding
Source: RefSeq, a predicted model, not a curated record
GGCGCGUGGCCGAGAGGCAUGGCGUGGCCCUGCAUCAGCCGGCUGUGCUGCCUGGCCCGGCGCUGGAACCAGCUGGACCGCUCGGAUGUGGCGGUGCCACUGACUCUGCACGGCUACUCGGACCCCGGGAGCGAGGGGCCGGGCGCGGACUGCACCGCCUCCCGUGGGAGCCCGUCUGUGGCAGGCGCGCGGGAGCCCAGCCGCACCGUGCCGCUCACCCAGUACCAGCGUGACUUCGGCGUGCGGACCGCGCGCGCGGGGACCCGGGAUGCGGCGCAGGAGCGCGUGCCCGGGCCGGGCGGCCGCAGGGGCCAGUCUUUGGCGCCCUCCGCCAGAGCGGUCUACGUGCUCCCUGUGGGGGACUUGGACGCAGCUGCGGUAGCGACCACGUCUUACAGGCAGGAAUUCCAAGAUUGGACUGGAGUGAAGCCCUCAAGAUCUACAAAGGCAAGAUCAGCCAGAGUCAUCACAACUCACAGCUCUGGAUGGGACCCCAGCCCUGCGGCCAGCUUCCAGGUUCCAGAAGUGAGGAAAUUCACACCGAAUCCCUCAGCCAUCUUUCAGACAUCAGCUCCCCGGACUCUCAAUGUGUGACCAGUGGGAAUCAUGGCUGCUGGGGGAGCUGAGGAGCACCUCCAGACCUACCAGAAGAGGGCCUGGCUUGGCCUUUGCUGACUGGAGUGGUAUGGCUGCUGGCUCUCGCUGUGGUGUGGCGUGGAGGCAGAUGGGCAGACCACCACCAGCUGCACUCAGCCUCUUCCACCCACCUCCUCAAGCAGAGGGGGAAAGGAGACUUGAUCUUUGAAAUUGCCAUUUGGCACUUUUCAAUUUUUAAAUGAGGAUCAAUUCAGCUGUGAGCUGAACUGCUCCAGACUGAGAAAUAGGCAUCAAUCAAGUCCUUGGUAGACCAGUUACCUACUUUAGGUGGUUUACCCAAGAUGCAUGUUAAUUUUAUUUGAUAACCUAUGGUAGUCCCAGAUAGUUUUCUCAUCUUUCCACAGAGCUCCACAUGCUUACAUUAAGAAAUUAUAGCCAAGCAGUGGUGGCACACACCUUUAAUCCCAGGAGGCAGAGGCAGGCAGAUCUCUGUGGAUCUUGAGGCCAGCCUGGUCUCGGUCUCUCUCUCUCUCUCUGUCUCUCUCUCUCUGUCUCUCUCUCUCUCUCUCUCUCUCUCUCUCUCUCUCUCUCUCUCUCUCUCUCUCUCUCUCUCUCUCUCACACACACACACACACACACACACUGGUGAAAUAUAUAUCCAAGGAGAUCAUCCACAUGUUUUUGGUUUCAAAUGUAAUUACUUUAUAGCUAAGAUGACUGUUUCAGGGAAACAACUUCCAGGAUGAGUGAGAUGUUGAAAGCAUGAGCGGCAUUCGCCCCAUGUUUCUAGAGGCUGAGCCCUGUGCUACCAAUUUCAGUUGUCUCCCCAUAACACAAGGACUAGAAGGGACUGUCAUGCACACCCGUGAGGAGCUGGGAGCAUGCCAGGAGAUCAUCCCCUACAGGGACCUUCACCCUCUUGCCUGCUGGCUCUCCAACUCUGGUUAGGUACUCACUACCCCACUCCCCUUUAAACACCCACCUCUCAAACAUUAGAAAGGAAAUGUCUAGGAGGCCUGGCAGUGUUUGCUAAGAACUGUAAGGGUUUCCUUCAAAGCCAAGGCUGGGGAGGCAGCUCGGGCCUCCUCCACAGCAUCCCCUCAGAGGGGCUAGCAGGCCCAGCCUCCCUCUUGUCAGCCCAGGAAAUGCUGUUGAAUCUUUUUGAAGGAAAAAUCAAAACCGUAUGCAUAUACCAAGGUUCCUGUUACUCUGUAUUUGUCAGUUUGCAUGCUCAGUGUUCCUGAGAGGCAAGACUGCCUGCCAGGCACCUACAUGUAGGCAGUGAGUAGAUUUAACAAUUUACUAAAAUGCAAAAUUGUGCUGGGUAACUUAAGUUAUAAACUUAAUAUACUCUUUCCCAUUCAUCCUGGUCUCUCAAUAACGACUUUAAUUACUAUGCUAAUAUCCUGGACCCUUACAAACUCCAAGCUCUUUCUGCUGAGGACCACAGCUGACUCUAGUGUUGCAGGGGGUACCUUAUUCCCAAUUCAGUUCUCCUGUACCCUUAAGUGGGAAAAGGGACUCCCCCCGUGCCGAUGCUGCUUCCACAGUGGGAACUUCCAUUUCUGCAUCUGAAAGUGGGGCUGCUGUCUCCUCCACCUUGCUAGGAACAUGCAAUGCUUAGCACAGUAAAGUCAACCAAGCAUG